AUGGCUAUGAUAGAUGCUGCCUCUGAUGAGACAAGAGAAGUAAAAGACGAGCGCCAGCUGUUGCUGGAGCUGUUGGAAACGGAUGGGCUAGUGGUGUGCGCCCGGGGGCUUGGCGCCGACCGGCUCCUCUAUCAUUUCAUUCAGCUGCACUGCCACCCGGGGUGCCUGGUGCUGGUGCUCAACACCCAACCGACCGAGGAGGAAUAUUUUAUCAAUCAGCUGAAGUUAGAGAAAGUUGAACACCUUCCUCAACGAGUAACAAAUGAAAUUGCAAGUGGAAGUAGAUAUGAGGUUUAUACCCAAGGUGGUGUUCUAUUUGUAACAAGUCGAAUUCUUGUGGUAGAUUUCUUGACUGACAGAAUUCCUUCAGGUUUGGUUACUGGUAUUUUGGUCUAUAAAGCCCACAGAAUCAUUGACUCUUGUCAGGAAGCCUUCAUCUUGCGCCUCUUUCGUCAGAAAAAUAAAAAUGGCUUCAUUAAAGCUUUCUCAGAUAAUGCAGUUGCCUUUGAUACUGGCUUUUGUCAUGUGGAAAGAGUAAUGAGAAAUCUUUUUGUAAGGAAGUUGUACCUGUGGCCAACAAUUCGCCACUAUUUAGAUCCUCUGUGGCACCAACUUGGAGCAAAGACUAAAUCUUUGGUGCAAGAUUUGAAGAUUCUACAUACUUUGCUACAGUAUCUCUCUCAGUAUGACUGUGUCACAUUUCUUAAUCUUCUGGAAUCUUUGAGAGCAACUGAAAAAGCAUUUGGCCAAAAUUCAGGGUGGCUAUUUCUUGAUUCUAGUACUUCCAUGUUUGUAAAUGCUCGAGCAAGAGUUUAUCACAUUUCAGAUACCAGAAUGAAUCAAAAGUGCAAAAUGACUGAAAAAACAAAUGUAAAAGAAAACCAAGAAAUGAAAAGAGAACUAGUUCUAGAAAGUAAUCCUAAAUGGGAAGCCCUAACUGAAGUAUUGAAAGAAAUUGAAACGGAAAAUAACAACAGUGAAGUUCUUGGUGGUCCAGGGCAAGUAAUCAUUCGUGCAAGUGAUGAUCGAACAUGUGCACAGCUUAGAGAAUAUAUCACUAUUGGAGCAAAGGCUUUCUUAUUGAAAUUAUAUACGAAAAUCUUUGGAAAGGAAAAAGCUGGAGAAGUGAAGGUGAAAUUAAAAAAGGAAGACAAUUCUAAGGGAAACCAGAAAUCUAGCAAAGAAUCCAAAGUCUCAAAAGCCAAAGUCAGGACUUCUACAAAACAAAGACCUCCAAAGAAGAAGCAAGAAUUGACUUUAGCUCAAAUGAUAACAAAGAUUGAAGAUGAAACUGAAGAAGUUGAUUAUAAAGAAACAAGCAUCAACCAAGAAAGCUGCCUCAAGGAAACAGAACCUGAAGUGUUUCAUAUGAAUUUAUCAUCUGAUGCUGCAUAUGGCAUCCAGAAAGAACCCCUCACUAUCAUCCAUCCACUUCUGGGUUGUGGUGACCCCUAUGCCCUGACCGGGGUACUACAUGAAGUAGAGCCAAGAUACGUUGUCUUAUAUGAUGCAGAACUGACAUUUGUUCGUCAGCUUGAAAUUUAUAGGGCAAGUAGGCCUGGGAAGCCUAUGAGGGUUUAUUUUCUUAUAUACGGAGGUUCAACUGAAGAACAGCGCUAUCUUACUGCUUUACGGAAAGAAAAAGAAGUUUUUGAGAAACUCAUUAGAGAAAAGGCAAGCAUGGUUAUCCCUGAAGAAAGAGAAGGCAGAGACGAAACAAACUUAGACCUGGUAAGGGAAGCUGCAUGUACACAUGCUUCCACUGACACUCGCAAAGCAGGUGGCCAGGAAAAGAUUAAUUUGCAACAAAGCAUAAUUGUGGAUAUGUGAGAAUUUCGAAGUGAACUUCCUUCUCUGAUUCACCGACGUGGUAUUGACAUUGAGCUAGUUAUGUUAGAAGUUGGAGAUUAUAUCCUUACUCCAGAAAUAUGUGUGGAGAGGAAAAGUAUCAGUGAUUUGAUUGGCUCUUUAAAUAAUGGUCGUCUCUAUAGUCAGUGCAUUUCCAUGUCUCGAUACUAUAAGCGCCCAGUACUUCUGAUUGAGUUUGAUCCCAGUAAACCUUUUUCUCUUACUUCUUGAGGCUCUUUACAUCAGGAGAUUUCCAGCAAUGAUAUUAGUUCCAAACUUACUCUUCUUACUCUUCAUUUCCCAAGACUCCGUAUCCUUUGGUGCCCCUCCCCACAUGCAACUGCUGAGCUAUUUGAGGAGUUGAAACAGAACAAGCCACAGCUGGAUGCAACAAUAGCCAUGGCCAUCACAGCAGAUGCUGAAACCCUUCCUGAUUCAGAAAAAUAUAAUCCUGGACCCCAGGACUUCUUAUUGAAAAUGCCAGGAGUCAAUGCCAAAAAUUGUUGCUCCUUAAUGAAUCAUGUUAAAAGCAUUGCAGAAUUAACAACUUUGUCACAGGAUAACCUCUCAAGUAUUCUUGGAAAUGCUGCAAAUGCUAAACAACUUUAUGAUUUCAUUCAUACUUCCUAUGCAGAAGUUACAGCUCAGGGAAAAGUUAAAAAAUGA
Gracilinanus agilis (Agile Gracile Mouse Opossum) is the source of this 2514-nucleotide messenger RNA. Its product is annotated as DNA repair endonuclease XPF-like. Gene Ontology annotation, cellular component: nucleotide-excision repair factor 1 complex. Gene Ontology annotation, molecular function: single-stranded DNA binding; single-stranded DNA endonuclease activity; damaged DNA binding. Gene Ontology annotation, biological process: double-strand break repair via homologous recombination; nucleotide-excision repair involved in interstrand cross-link repair; resolution of meiotic recombination intermediates. The record is from RefSeq and is a predicted model, not a curated record. Lineage: Eukaryota; Metazoa; Chordata; Mammalia; Didelphimorphia; Didelphidae.